AUGAAGACCACCCUCCCCCUCGCCUUCCUUACCCUUCUCACGGGGGCCCUGGCCCUCCCUUCCCCGGAUCAGGGCAUGAGCGAGCAAAAACCCAACGACUUCGUCAAGUUCCCGGCUCCCAAGGGCAUGACCGUGAAAGAGGGUCAAGAGAAAUGCGGUGACCAGGCCCAGCUGUCGUGUUGCAACAAGGCCAGCGUGGGCGGCGACACGACCAACGUGCAUGAAGGCGGUGGUCAGCUGUCGGGUAUCUUGGGCGCUGGGUCUGCGUCUGAAGGAGCAAGCUUGUUUUCGGAGUGUUCGAAGUUAGAUGCGCAGGUGACGGUUCUUCUCCUUCUGGGCGUUCAGGAUGUUCUGGACCAGCAGUGCAAGCAGAACGUGGCUUGCUGCCAGACAAGCGGGGCUGAUGCUUCGGAUUCGCUUGUUGGUGCCUCGCUGCCUUGUAUCGCUCUUGGCUCUAUUCUUUAG
Molecule: messenger RNA, 465 nt
Organism: Aspergillus affinis
Lineage: Eukaryota; Fungi; Ascomycota; Eurotiomycetes; Eurotiales; Aspergillaceae
Product: hydrophobin family protein
Exons: 3
Coding region: 1-465 (154 amino acids)
Cellular component (GO): fungal-type cell wall
Molecular function (GO): structural constituent of cell wall
Source: RefSeq, a predicted model, not a curated record